This is a messenger RNA of Fukomys damarensis (Damara mole-rat), 1186 nucleotides long. RefSeq names its product zinc finger protein 32 (gene Znf32). NCBI's taxonomy places the organism in Eukaryota, Metazoa, Chordata, Mammalia, Rodentia, Bathyergidae. Gene Ontology annotation, molecular function: DNA-binding transcription factor activity, RNA polymerase II-specific; RNA polymerase II cis-regulatory region sequence-specific DNA binding. The transcript is spliced from 3 exons. Gene Ontology annotation, biological process: regulation of transcription by RNA polymerase II. The record is from RefSeq and is a predicted model, not a curated record. Gene Ontology annotation, cellular component: nucleus. Bases 172 to 993 code for a protein of 273 amino acids.
GAGCGGCACCUGAGUCCCGGACGCCGGGCGCGCAGGGUUCGGCGGAAGGCCCCGCUGUCUGCAGAGGAGUCACGGGGACAGGCAGGGCAGCCUCAGGGGAGGUGCUCAAGAAUAGCCCAUGGAAGAAUCAUCUGAAGAGGUGGUGAUUAAGAUCUCAGACCUGGAGUGGACAUGUUUGGAUUUCCAACAGCUACCCUGCUGGACUGUCAUGGGAGAUAUGCCCAGAAUGUAGCAUUUUUCAAUGUGAUGACAGAAGCCCACCACAAAUAUGAUCACUCUGAGGCCACAGGAUCUUCCAGCUGGGAUUUUCAGAAUGCUUUUAGAAGAGAGAAGGUGGAACAGAAGUCUGCAGAUUCUAAGACACUCCAAGAAGAUUCACCUGGAGUGAGACAGAAGGUUUAUGAGUGCCAGGACUGUGGCAAGUCCUUCCGGCAAAAAGGUAGCCUGACGUUACAUGAGAGAAUCCACACUGGGCAAAAGCCCUUUGAGUGCAGCCAUUGCGGAAAAAGCUUCCGGGCCAAAGGAAAUCUUGUUACACACCAGCGAGUACACACGGGAGAGAAGCCCUAUCAGUGCAAAGAGUGUGGGAAAAGCUUUAGUCAGCGAGGCAGUCUGGCCGUCCAUGAAAGACUCCACACUGGACAGAAACCCUAUGAGUGUGCCAUUUGCCAGAGAAGCUUCAGAAAUCAAAGUAACCUUGCUGUUCACCGAAGAGUUCACAGCGGUGAAAAGCCCUACAGAUGUGACCAAUGUGGGAAAGCCUUCAGUCAGAAAGGUAGCUUAAUUGUUCACAUCCGGGUGCACACGGGCCUGAAGCCCUAUGCCUGUGCCCAGUGUAGGAAGAGUUUCCACACUAGAGGGAAUUGUGUUCUACAUGGCAAAGUCCACACAGGAGAAGCACCCUACCUGUGUGGCCAGUGUGGAAAAAGCUUCACUCAGAGAGGGAGUCUGGCUGUGCACCAGCGAAGCUGCUCACAGAGGCUCACCCUUUGACUUUCUUCACAGGAAGUUCUCUCUAUGGAUUAAAGAAAAUUAUCUUUAUGAAUUAAGAGUGCAAAACCCUCUGCAAUCACACAGCCUAUCCAAUGGUGUGGAAUGAAUGGUGAAUCUUCUAGGAAGACCAAUGUUGGGUAGGAUAAACUGACUUUUUUUCCUUUCCCCCAGGUGAAUAUAAAAAAUAAACGUC